GGGCCGACGUAUCAGGCAGCGGCGUCCUACUAUGGAAAUCAGCAACAGACAUGGGACACCAAUGCCUGGGCGGCCUACUACGCGGCCUGGCAAUCACCCCAGACCGCGCAGGCCCAGCCAGCGACUGCGGCUACCACGCCUACGAGUGCUGCUGCUAACCCCGGUCAGCCCCAGGGCUAUCAAGCUCAGCACGCCGCAGCGUGGGCAGCCUACUACCAGCAGUACGGCAUGACAGGGUACGGGAGUCCCGUGCAGGCCGGGCCAGCAGCCGCCUCGUCAGCGCCCGCGGCGGCAAGUACCGCCAAGGCGGCGGUGGAGAUGUACGACCCGACCCAGCCCACCACCACGAGCUACGUGCAGCCCUCUGCGCCGGCGUAUUUGAGCGCUGGCUCUGCUCAGCCUCAGCCGAAGGUCUCGUUCCAGCUGCGACCCAGCAACCCCUCGGUCGUUGCGCAGGGCAAGUUCCAGCCAAAGACGCCGGUCACGUCUACGCCACAGGCCAUGCAAUCCGCCGGUGGCAAUGGGACGGCCAGCACGGCCAGUGGCUGGCCGCCAAACCUGCGUGCCUAUGUGGAGCGAGCCUUUGCCUCGUGCACCAGCGACCAGGAGAGGAACGAGAUGGAGACCGUGCUGAAGAGGGUCAUCAGCGAAACGAUGCAAGACGGAAGCAUGUGGACCAAGAACUGGGACACGGAAGCGCUUCCCAGGCUUGGAGCGGAGCAGCAGCAAAAGAGACCCGCCGAGGCCCCCAGCCCAAACGCUGCUGAGAAGUCGCGCAAGAAGAUGAAACCAGAGCCGAAGAAAUCAAAACAACUGCAGCUGAUGAGCUUGGAGGGAGGUAACGACAGGCGUGCCCUGCGAAGCGCUCGCUUUGCCGAGGUGGGGACGCAAGCGCCGCGUCGGCGGCGCAGCAAUUCCUCGCAGCCGUCCGUGGCCCUUGAUAUGGACGACCAAGACUGGGAGAGAAUGGUGGUGCGAGGAACAUGCACUACUCUCGAGAAGGAAUACCUGCGCCUUACCUCUGCUCCCGACCCAUCCACUGUGCGGCCGGAGCCCAUCUUGAAGAAGUGGUUGAAGGCGCUGCUGGACAAGUACUCGCAGAAACCGGAUUACAUCUACACUUGUAAUCAGCUCAAGGCCAUCCGUCAAGAUCUCACGGUACAACACAUCAAGAACGGCUUCACCAUCAAAGUCUACGAGAAACAUGCGCGUCUUGCCUUGCAAAACUACGCGAGGUGGACAGCCAACUCACAGUUCAACGGCGCAACCAAACAGGGCGAUGUCUAUGAGUUCAAUGCCUGUCAAUCCCGCCUGAUCGAACUGUACGACGAAGUAGAAGACCAGGGCAACGUCGAAGAAUUCACCGGCUACAGGAUACUCCACUCUCUAUAUUCCAACUCCAUGGCGGACGUGGCCUUCCUCAUGGCCGAGCUCACCCCGCGAGAACGAGAAGCUCGGCCCAUCGCGCACGCCCUCGGGGUGCGAGCGGCGCUGGCCAUGUCGGACUACCACAACUUCUUUAAACUGUAUAAACAAACGCCCAACAUGGGCGCUUACAUCAUUGACCUUUUUAUUGAGAAGAUGCGGAUCACGGCCCUCAAGACCAUCUGUAAAGCGUACCGACCAACGAUCGAUGUGAACUGGCUGCUGUCGGAGCUCGCGUUCGGCAACAGGAAGAAGACGGGCCUCCUGUUCCUCAGAGAGAACGGCGUCGUGUUCGACGCCAAGGCCAAGACCGAGGGCGUUCGCUGGACUACCUACACGCUCUCUCCCUUCCGUCAAAAGAUGUUCCCCGGUUUCUGGACCGGUCUCAUCCCCCGGCAGAUUAAGAGGUGGAAGUACAACUUCCCCCGCGUCGCCCCCCCGAUCCUUGCCGGCAUCGCCAUCUACACGUGGGGCAACUGGAAGCACGAUCAGAUCGCCCGCUCGCACUGGUACUAG
Messenger RNA from Acanthamoeba castellanii str. Neff, 1941 nucleotides. Its product is annotated as SAC3/GANP family protein. Gene Ontology annotation, biological process: mitochondrial electron transport, ubiquinol to cytochrome c. NCBI's taxonomy places the organism in Eukaryota, Discosea, Longamoebia, Acanthamoebidae. Gene Ontology annotation, cellular component: nucleus. The record is from RefSeq and is a predicted model, not a curated record. The transcript has 14 exons. The annotation marks the transcript as partial.